Molecule: messenger RNA, 1907 nt
Organism: Terrapene triunguis (Three-toed box turtle)
Lineage: Eukaryota; Metazoa; Chordata; Testudines; Emydidae
Product: zinc finger protein OZF-like
Exons: 4
Coding region: 1-1593 (530 amino acids)
Biological process (GO): regulation of transcription by RNA polymerase II
Cellular component (GO): transcription regulator complex; PcG protein complex
Molecular function (GO): DNA-binding transcription factor activity, RNA polymerase II-specific; RNA polymerase II cis-regulatory region sequence-specific DNA binding
Source: RefSeq, a predicted model, not a curated record
AUGGUGACCUCGCUGGCAGAGCACAGGGACUGGUUCCACUCACGGAAUGUCCUUAGUGACAAAUACUCCACCAAUGCUCCACGCACCCUGAUCUGGACUCAUUUCACCCUCUGCACAGGAUUUCCCAUUCCCAAACCUGAGCUGAUCGCCCGGCUGGAACGAGGGGAAGAGCCGUGGGUGCCGGAUCUCCAGGCCUGCGAGGAAAGAAGGCUUCUGAGAUGCAACCGCACAGGUGCUGAGCGAGGGAGUGAGAAUGAGGAGGGGAAUCAUCAUAAGGAAGUUCCCGGGGAAGUGGAACCACAGUGGACCUUUGUGGGAAGAGCUGAAGGGAAUUUUUCCCAGUGCUUGGGGCAGGCAGAAGCCUGGGGAAAUUGGCACAGGUCAGAGAGGCUUCUGGGAAACCACCCAAGGAAGAAAGUGGAUGAAUCUAUUAAUGGUGGAGGAGGAGACCAAGACCCCAGAGCGCAGCAGACAAAUUCCAAGGAAGAUACACCCUGUCACUGCCUGCAGUCUGGGAAAGGAUUCAUUGUGAGAUCACAGCUUGUGACACAUCAGACAAUCCAUACUGGAAAGAAACGCUUUAAAUGCUUGGACCGUGGGAAAAGCUUCAAUAAGCACUCAGAUCUUAAUAACCAUGGGAGAAGCCACACUGGAGAGAAGCCCAUUCAAUGCCUUGAGUGCAGGAAAUGUUUCAGGUCAAAAUCAGCACUAAAUUCACAUGAGAAAAGCCACACAGGAGAGAGACCCCAUAAGUGCUUAGACUGCGGGAAAAGUUUGAAGCGGAAGUCAGACCUUGUUAAACAUCAGUCAAUCCACACAGGAGAGAGAUCCCAUAAGUGCUUAGACUGUGGAAAAAGUUUCAGGCGGAAGUCAGACCUUGUGAAACAUCAGGCAAUCCACACAGGAGAGAGAUCCCAUAAGUGCUUGGACUGUGGGAAAAGUUUCACUUGGAGAUCAUCCCUUGUUAAUCAUCAGGCAAUCCACACAGGAGAGAGACCCCAUAAGUGCUUGGAUUGUGGGAAAAGUUUCACAUGGAGAACAGGCCUUGUUAAACAUCAGGAAAUCCACACAAGAGAGAGACCCCAUAAGUGCUUGGACUGUGGGAAAAGUUUCACACGGAGGUCAAACCUUGUUAAACAUCAGGUAAUCCACAGAGGAGAGAGACCCCAUAAGUGCUUGGACUGUGGGAAAAGUUUCAUAAAGAGGUCACACCUUGUUAAACAUCAGGCAAUCCACACAGGAGAAAGACCCCACAAGUGCUUGGACUGUGGGAAAAGUUUCAUACAGAGGUCACACCUUGUUAAACAUCAGGCAAUCCAUACAGGAGAAAGACCGCACAAGUGCUUGGACUGUGGGAAAAGUUUCAUACGGAGGUCAAAACUUGCUAAACAUCAGGCAAUCCAUACAGGAGAGAGACCCCACAAGUGCUUGGACUGUGGGAAAGGUUUCAUACAGAGGUCAGACCUUGUUAAUCAUCAGGCAAUCCAUACAGGAGAGAGACCCCACAAGUGCUUCGAGUGUGGGAAAGGUUUCAUACGGAGGUCAGACCUCAUGAAACAUGGAAGAAGCCACACAAGAUGUAAACCUCUGUGACACAUGGCGAGAAAGUGUUAAGCAACUUGCGUGUAAUUGACUCAGAUUCAACCUUUAGACAGAUAUUUUAAAAGUGUCCCCACCUUAGAUAAUCUAGAGUUUGAAAUGUAAAUGUGUAUUGUUAAAGACUUGGAAGAAGAGGGGUAACUGUAGUGGUCUAUGUUUAGCUGUAUCUUGUUAGAGGUUAACAAUUUAUCCCAAAGGUUCCUGUAUUCUGUUAAUUCAAGGAUCAAUAAUUCAGAGAUUAUACCCGUUUCCCAUGCCACCUGCCCCAUUCUAGCUCAGUCUCAUUGAAAUCACUGGGGGUAGGGCCU